AUGAUACCGGCUGUUAACGGAAGUCUUCCCGGACCGACCAUAAACAUUAGAGAGGGAGACACUCUUGUGGUUAAUGUCAUCAACAACUCAACUUACAAUAUAACCAUCCACUGGCAUGGGGUAUUUCAGAUGAAGAGCUCAUGGAUGGAUGGUGCAAAUAUGAUAACUCAGUGUCCGAUUCAACCAAGUAAUAACUUCAAGUACCGAUUCGAUAUUACCGGACAAGAAGGUACGUUACUAUGGCACGCACACGUCGUUAAUCUGCGAGCCACUGUUCAUGGAGCUUUGAUCAUCCGUCCCCGAUCCGGAAGUCUUUACCCUUUUCCUAAACCCUACAAGGAAGUUCCUCUCAUUUUUUCACAAUGGUGGGACGUAGAUCUUAGACUUCUCAAUUUACGGCCAGCUCCUGUUUCCGAUGCUUACCUCAUCAAUGGCCUAGCUGGAGAUUCAUAUCCUUGCUCCAAGAACAGGAUGUUUAACCUCAAGGUAGUACAAGGAAAAACAUACUUGCUAAGGAUUAUAAACGCGGCCCUCAACACUCACCUCUUCUUCAAAAUAGCUAAUCACAACGUGACAGUUGUCGCUAUAGAUGCUGUCUACACAACGCCUUACGUUAGCGAUGUGAUGAUCUUGACGCCGGGACAAACCGUCGACGCACUUCUCACCGCCGACCAGCUUAUCGGGAGGUACUACAUGUCCAUCAGCCCUUAUAUUAGUGCCAGCAAUAUCGUACCUGUCCCCGGCAACAACACCAACAUCAGAGGCUUAAUUACAUACGUGGGUUCCACGUCAUCAGCCUCCCCAGCUACGUCGUUGAUGCCUGGAGUGGAUGCAGUAUCCACAGCUCAUAGGUUUUCCUCGAACAUCACUAGCCUCGUGGGUGGACCCCACUGGACGCCAGUGCCUCGCCACGUGGACGAGAAAAUGUUCAUGACGAUGGGGCUUGGCUUAGACCCAUGUCCUCCGGGAACUAAGUGUAUUGGACCGUUAGGUCAAAGGUACGCUGGUUCUCUCAACAACCGUACGUUUGUAAUGCCGGCAACAAUCUCUUUGCAAGAAGCUUAUUACUACAAUAUAAGUGGAGUUUACACGGACGAUUUUCCCGAAAACCCGCCGCUAAAGUUUGACUAUGCAAAUUUUGAAACACGUACUGAUUAUGAAUACAAGAUGAUGUUUCCGGAGAGGAAGACUAGCGUCAAGAAACUUAGGUUUAAUUCUACAGUCGAGAUUGUUGUGCAGAACACUGGGGUAAUCACCGCCGAGAGCCACCCAAUGCACCUUCACGGCUUCAACUUCUAUGUUUUGGGUUAUGGAUUCGGUAACUAUGAUCCGAUCUUGGAUGCAAGAAAUCUAAAUCUUGCUAACCCGCAAAUGCGAAACACCGUUGGUGUACCACCCGGUGGAUGGAUUGUCAUCAGAUUUAUCGCUAACAAUCCUGGUACAUGGAUGUUCCAUUGUCACAUGGAUGCACAUUUACCGUAUGGAAUUAUUAUGGGUUUCAUAGUUCAAAAUGGGCCAACUAAGGAAACGAUCUUGCUACCUCCACCUUCAAAUCUUCCACAGUGUAUGCGGAAUCCAACGAUCUAUGAAUCUCCGACGACUAACGUUGAUUUGUCUUGCUAG
Microthlaspi erraticum is the source of this 1623-nucleotide messenger RNA. Lineage: Eukaryota; Viridiplantae; Streptophyta; Magnoliopsida; Brassicales; Brassicaceae. The record is from the annotation of a GenBank genome assembly.